This is a messenger RNA of Lachnellula hyalina, 1524 nucleotides long. RefSeq names its product Cytochrome P450 (gene ERG5). The record is from RefSeq and is a predicted model, not a curated record. NCBI's taxonomy places the organism in Eukaryota, Fungi, Ascomycota, Leotiomycetes, Helotiales, Lachnaceae. Gene Ontology annotation, molecular function: monooxygenase activity; heme binding; iron ion binding. Bases 1 to 1524 code for a protein of 507 amino acids. Gene Ontology annotation, biological process: sterol metabolic process. The transcript is spliced from 4 exons.
AUGGCCACGGUUGUUCAAGGCAGUAUACCUCCUUCCGUCGAGAAUGGAACCCUCGUUGCACCGCAUGGCAUAUCUGGCCAGAUCCCAGUUGCAUAUAUCUAUCGUAAGGGCUCAAUAGCUGGGCCUAUGUUCAAAAUUCCUUUCAUGGGGCCCUUCAUCCAGGCCAUCCACCCAAAUUUCAAUAAUUAUCUCCUUCAAUGGGCGAGUGGACCCCUCAGCUGCGUAUCUGUAUUCCACAAAUUUGUCGUCCUAGCUGCGGACCGUGACAUUGCACAUAAGGUCUUCAAGUCGCCAGCAUACGCCAAACCUUGUCUAGUACCUAUCGCGGAAGAAAUUAUGCGUCCAACGGCGUGGGUUUUCCUACGAGGAAAAGCUCAUGCCGAGUUUCGCAGAGGAUUGACCGGUCUCUUCACAAACAAAGCUCUCGCAACGUACCUACCGGUCCAAGAAAAGGUCUAUGGUGAUUAUUUCAACAAGUUCGUGGCCGCUAGUGAAGCCAAUGGAGGAAAGCCGAUGGCAUUCAUGGGGCUUUUCAGGGAGAUCAACUGCGCGAUGUCGUGUCGCACAUUCUUUGGGGAUUAUAUUUCUCAAGAUGCUGUCAAGAGAAUCGCCGACGAUUUCUAUCUCGUUACGGCCGCCCUCGAGCUUGUUAACAUUCCAUUCUCUAUCCAUGUUCCGUUUACAAAGACAUGGCGAGGAAAGCGCAUAGCAGAUGCCGUUGCAGCUGAGUUUACGAAGUGCGCCGCUGCAUGCAAGGCUAACAUGGCUUCUGGUGCAGAGCCAAAAUGCAUUGUUGACCAAUGGGUUUUACACAUGAUGGAGUCCAAAAAGUACAAUGACAGAAUCGCAGCCGGCGAGGUGGAUAUAGAGAGGCCGGUGAAUCUCAUUCGUGAAUUCACGGAUGAGGAGAUUGGGCAGACAAUAUUCACGUUCCUCUUCGCAGCCCAAGAUGCAUCCAGCAGUUCUACUACCUGGCUAUUUCAGAUCCUUGCCCAGAGACCCGACGUCCUAGAUCGCGUUCGAGAAGAGAACCUUGCCGUACGCGGUGGUGAUAAACACCGACCGUUCGAGUUAGCGAUGUACGAGACAAUCCCUUAUACCAAUGCUGUGGUGAAAGAGCUUCUUCGUUAUCGGCCACCUGUCAUCUUUGUGCCCUAUCUUGCCACGAAGGCAUUUCCAGUAUCUCCAAGUUAUACCGUACCCAAGGGCGCCAUGAUUAUACCAUCUUGCUACCCAGCUCUCCAUGACCCAGAGGCGUACCCAAGACCCGAAGUUUUCGACCCAGACCGCUGGAUCACUGGCGAUGCCGAGUCGAAGACUAAAAACUGGCUUGUAUUUGGUGCCGGCCCACAUGACUGUCUUGCACGAAAGUACGUGCCACUUACCAUGGCAGCCAUGAUUGGUAAAGCCGCAUUGGAAGUCGAUUGGGUUCACCAUGCGACGAGUCGUUCAGAGGAGAUUAGAGUUUUUGCUACCCUGUUCCCUAUGGACGAAUGUCAGCUUGUCUUUACGAAGCGGAAGUGA